This is a messenger RNA of Ceutorhynchus assimilis (cabbage seed weevil), 1548 nucleotides long. Lineage: Eukaryota; Metazoa; Arthropoda; Insecta; Coleoptera; Curculionidae. The record is from the annotation of a GenBank genome assembly.
AAUUGAAUUAACCAUGUUGAAAACAAAUUAACAAAAUUUGUUCUGUCCUAGAUUUCCAAAAGUGCAGUAAACCAUAGAAAAUAUUACACAAUUUAUACGUGACACAAUAUAAUUGGGUGUUUAAAUAUUUAUUCUUGAGAUUGAUUGUUUUAUUAUAAUUGAAUUAGCACAUUCGAGAUAAAAAUCACUCAAAAAAGACAAAAACAUUGUUGAACCACCACACAAUAACAUGUUGAAAACCUUCGAGGGCGUGGUGCCCUUCGUCAAACGAUUAUCGGCACAAACCUACAACAUCGACAAUUGGGUAUUCAAAUUGCACUAUAGAUUUACGUUUUUCGUUUUCAUUAUCUCCACCAUUCUCGUUUGUUCGAGACAGUACAUUGGAGAACAUAUACAUUGUAUCGCCGAUCAAGGAGUUCCCGAAAGAGUUAUGAACACUUAUUGCUUUUUUACGACAACUUUUACUUUGAUAAAAGAUUUAGAUGCUAAACGUCUAGACAUGGAAAACUUACCUCAUCCCGGAGUGGGUAAUUACGGAAUCAAUUCCAAAGAAGAAAUUAAGCGACACGCUUACUAUCAAUGGGUACCUUUUGUACUGUUUGGUCAAGGGAUUAUGUUCUAUCUUACGCAUAUUCUAUGGAAAAAGUUGGAAGGGGGCAGAAUCAAAUAUUUGGUCGACGGGUUGCAACUGGCGGCAUUUGCCCUGCAAGAUAAAAAUAUCAAAGUGGCCAGCAACAAUAUACCAACGAAACAAGACAAGCAGGACAAAAUUAAAACCAUAAGGAAGGCGUUCAUCGAGAGAAUAUACAUCAGCGGUUCUUGGUCGUUGAAUUUGAUGUUUUGCGAAACUUUGAAUUUGUUGAAUGUUAUAUUGCAAAUUUAUAUAGCUGAUAUGUUUUUGAGCAAUCAGUUUCUUCAUUUGGGCGCCGACGUUUGGAGGGAAGGACUUGAAUCCAGUGUGGAUCCUUUAGAUGAAGUUUUUCCCAAGGUAACAAAAUGUACAUUCCACAAAUACGGUCCUUCAGGUUCAAUACAGUGGCACGACGCAAUGUGUAUUAUGGCCCUCAAUAUCAUCAAUGACAAAAUCUACACGUUUCUUUGGUUCUGGUUUGUGGUACUUUUCAUUUGUACCGCUAUGGCACUAGUAUGGAGGUUAAUCACUGUUCUUUUACAUGCCAAAAGUAAACUUUUUAACCGACUGGUAUUUGCCUACACGUGUCCAGGAAAAAUCAACCCCUGGGACGUUUUAACAGUUUCCAAAUACUGCAGCUAUACUGAUUGGCUGUUUUUGAAAUACUUAUCCAAAAACCUGGAUGGUUUGGUGUUCAGGGAGAUCAUCAUAGGCUUAGCAGAGGAAUUAGAAGACGAGAAUACGGAACCCUCAAAGCAAUCCUUACUAAGUAAUUCAUCAACAGCUGAAGAAAAUGUAUAUAAAUUAGAUUGAAAGACUGAAUAUUGUUGGCAAUUAAACAAAAACAAGUUUUACCUAAGUAUAUGUGAUAAUUACAUUGUAUAGUUUUUAGUGCUUAAUAAAUUUAUAACAAAAUU